CUUCACUUGAGGUCUGUUUCUCACUUGUAAGACUCACUGCAUGGUUAAAUCUGGACAUACGGAUUGAUUACCACUCAUACGAUAGUUUAAAAGUGGGCUUGAGGGCUCACCUGGACUUUUCUUCAUCUGUUACACCUGAGAACCAGAAAAAAACAACAUUGUCUGGCACAGUAAGACACACUUGCCAGGAAAAUGAGGGUUCACCACCUAUUUAGUUAAUUUUGGCAGAACAGCCAGAGUGAGAGGGUGUGAGGAGAUGGUGUUUGUCUGACAUUCAGUUAAACCAGUUAAAUCAAAAAAAGCUGAAUAUGGUGAGGAUGAAGAUGGCUGCUGUUUCUAGAAUCACUCUGCUUCUGUUCUGCUGCUCCGUCAUCUCCUCCACAGAUUCUGCAGAUGCUUGCGAAGAAUAUGGCGCAACAGGAGGUAACUUUACAGUGAAGCUGAACCACAAACUGCAACCCACCCAAAAACUGAGAUGGAAGCAUAACACUAGAGUAAUCCUGGAUCGAAAACCACCGAAGGAUGGAGAAACAGGUCACAGGUUUUCCCAAGGGGCUGUGAAGGAUAUUCUUUCAGAUGGAUCCCUGAAGCUGGAAAAUCUAAAUAAAACUUACGAAGGGCAAUACACCCCGGAGGUUUUUAAUGCUGAUGGAACAUCAGUAAAAAAAUUGAAGAGCGUAUAUUUAUGUGUAUUGGACCCUGUCAAGAAACCUGUAUUGCAGCAAAAAUGUGCCAAAUCUGAAUCUGUCGAAUUUAUCUGCAAUGUCGAUGAGCCCAAGGAUGUCACCGUGCAGUGGCUUCAGAAUGACAAUCCAACAGAUGGAGGAAAAAAAAGUCUGAAACGACAAGCCAACAAGGUGGAGAAAGAUUUCUUCCGCUGCAAUGUUUCCAACCGUGUCAGUUCAAUGAUCAGUGACGCUGUAAAACAAGAGUGCAUCAAGUCCAGUUUCCCUGAAGAAAUAAUGGGAAUUAGUAUCUGGGUUUUUGUCGGCGGUGGAGGAGGUGUUGUUCUUGUGCUGAUUAUCAUCGUCAUUGUUUGCUGCGUCCAGGCCAAACGGAAAAAACGCAUGCGGCUGAAGGAUGAGGAGGAGCUUCGUUUGGGAUGCUUCAAUCCUGAUCAACAGCAACAACAACAACAUCAGCAUCAUCGUCAUCAGCAUCAUCAUCCUCCAGAUUAUCAUCACCACCACCAGCAGCAGCCGGCCGGCCACACCGGUCCUCGCCAGCAUCGCCCCAAACAGCAUCGCGAGCACCAGCAGCGUCCCAGAGCCCCCGACCUCCCCAACGGUCACCCUCAGCCCAGCCCCAGGAGACCUGCACAGAACCCCAGACCAGAUGUUAGCAAUGAUGAGGAGCAGCCUCCUCCUCUUCCUCAGCCCAGGAAGAAAGCUCCCAGAACACCAAAACAGUGACGAGACGUGAGUUAUGGGAAUUUAGAAAACAUAAUCACUCCUCUUGUUUUCAGGGUUCACCUACGGUUUUCUAUGUUCUUCCCCAAUCUACUCGUCUCCUCCCUUUUACCUUCCUGACGUUUCUGCUCCACUCAACAAGAUUCAUUCGAAGUAUUACGCCAUGUCACUCGGUUUUGGUCUUAAAUGUCAUGACGAGGAUGUGGUGAGAAUCAAUUUGACUCAAACUGUUUUUGUCAGGUCUUUUGUAACCUCUAACGCAAACUAAACCAUGUUUGUUAAAGCUGAACUCAAACUAUGAAUCUUCAUAAGCUUUCAGUUUAUGAUACAUGAUAACAUGAUGAUUAAACAUAAACUGCCCUUACAUGUAGAGCAGUGUAUAUCUUUUUGUUUUAUAGUCGUAAUCUUGUAUUUAUUUAGUUAACUCUUACCUGAGGACAACUAUUCCUUUUUCCUUUUCAGAGUUGUAACAUUUAGUAACAUUUAUUUUCAGACAAAAAAAAAAUCCAGCAAGCAAUACUGCAGCACAGAGGAGUGUGUAUUUGGAAUCAACUUGAAACUUUCCCUUGCAUACUUUAAUUUUUAUAGGGUUUUGAGAUCUGGAAAAAAGUAACAGUAAUUCAUUAAAGUUGAUGGGUUUCUACGCAUUUUUAUUUCCAGUUAUUACGUGUUGACAGUACAGGAUUUUCUUUGUUGGCUUAUUCACUCUCAUGUUGAAAGUUAGAUGAGAACAUUGAUACCACUCUCUUGUUUUUAUAGCGAAUAUGCAGCUACAGCUAGAUGCUUGUCAGUUUAGCGCAGUAUAAAGACUGGAACAGCUAGCUUGGCUCUGUUCAGAACUAAUAAAAUCUCCCACCAGCACCUCUGAGGUGACUAACCUAAAGCUCACUAAUUAACAUUAUUGUGUCUGACUGAGAAACCAUCCCAGACACAACCUCUCAUAGCAACACAACUUUUUUUUAAAACAUAUUUGUUUGUUUAUAUAUUAAACAAGCAAGAUAUAAUGAGGAGCCACUGUUGAACUGUUUCCCUCUGUUUUCAGUCUUUAUGCAAAGCUAAGCUAAGCAGCUUCUGGCUGAAGGAAGUGGAUAUAUUUACAUACAUAUUUCUCUGAAUGUCAAAUGUCAAACUGUUCUGCAUCUUGUUUUAUUGUCUUUUUGUUUUGUUUUGUUUUUUUUAAACUGCAACUUCAGGCAACAUGAGUAUGAUUUGCCUCUGGGUCACUGCAGAGCCAGAACCUCCAUGUUUGAUUUUCUACCCAUCAGUUCCUCUCCAGUCAGGCUGCAGAAAAGAAUAUGAAUUUGAGAAUAUGAGAGCAGUAUUCAGUAUUUUCACCGCAGCCUUUAAUGUAUUUUUUUUUUUUUUUUACAAAAAUACAAACUUUUUAUGUACAUUUGUAUGCAGUUGUUUAUAAUGCUCUUUUUUUGUAUUUGUGUUGUUAACUGAUGAAUAAAGGAAACGUUGACGUCUGUAAUGAAUCAUAUAGAAAUAGACUCUUUUACCAGACAUGUGUCAUUCAUGCUUUGUAUUGGAAACUUGCUUUAACCACAAAGUUGGCUUAUGACACAACACAAACUGAUGACAAUAACAAUGUAAAUAAUGUCAUACAUGUAAUAAUAUAAACCAGGAAACAAGAUCAUUUGGGCCUGCAUUCAUCUUUAAUUAACUGUACCAACUUACCAAUGCAUUUACAUUGUAUACACUGAGGUGUGUAUUUUUAAUGUGAAUUCAAACUGUGCAGUCAAGUUUUCAAAUAAAUGGUGUAAAUUAUGA
Molecule: messenger RNA, 3182 nt
Organism: Lates calcarifer (barramundi perch)
Lineage: Eukaryota; Metazoa; Chordata; Actinopteri; Centropomidae
Product: T-cell surface antigen CD2
Exons: 10
Coding region: 309-1412 (367 amino acids)
Source: RefSeq, a predicted model, not a curated record